This is a messenger RNA of Pyricularia pennisetigena, 1908 nucleotides long. RefSeq lists its product as uncharacterized. The coding region runs from base 1 to 1908 and encodes 635 amino acids. Gene Ontology annotation, cellular component: plasma membrane. Gene Ontology annotation, molecular function: G protein-coupled receptor activity. NCBI's taxonomy places the organism in Eukaryota, Fungi, Ascomycota, Sordariomycetes, Magnaporthales, Pyriculariaceae. Gene Ontology annotation, biological process: adenylate cyclase-activating G protein-coupled receptor signaling pathway. The transcript has 2 exons. The record is from RefSeq and is a predicted model, not a curated record.
AUGCCCGGGUUCAGGAAAUGGUCCGAUGUGGCGGCAAUGGAGAAUGGGUUAAACUACCAGCCACCGCCGCCAGCAUUGUCGUCACCGUCACCCAAGAUUCUUCCCACCCUGGAAGCGGAUCGAGACGACCUAAUAAACAUACUACCGCAGGGGUCAGUCCAAGGACUAACGGCCGUAGCGGUCAUUUCCUUGAUAUCAUUCUUGGCCUGUCUGGGACUGUCGAUAUAUCUCACGUGGAAACUGAUAUCUUGGAACCUCCGCCCUUUCCCGCCGAGUCCACCAAACCAGCAGCAAUGCUCGUCGGUCCCCGAGCGUCGCUCCCAGACCACGCUCGACUAUGGCGGCAUGAACAUACCGGCCGAGCAUCUGUGCCCGCAAAUGGAAACGAACGAUGAUGCACCCGGAGACGCCGGCGAGAAAUCCUUCAAGGGCCUGAGGCUUUUCGUGGAGCGGCUGAGGAGGGAGCCCCCGAACCAGUUCCUCAUCCUCAUCUACAACCUCUUGCUGGCCGACGUCCAGCAGUCCUUGGCGUUCCUCUUCAGCUUCCACUGGGCAGCGCGGGGCAGCCUCGACGGACGGAGCAGGAUGUGCUGGGCGCAGGGCUGGUUUCUCUCCAUUGGCGACCUGGGGUCCAGUCUGAUGAUCACCGCCAUCGCCGUUCAUACCUACCUCGGGGUCAUCAAGAACUACCGGCCAUCCACGUGCGUCUUCUACGUCGUUCUCGCGUCGCUGUGGCUGAUUGACUAUUUGUUUGCGGUGACGGGAGUGUUUAUGACGUGGCGAACCGAGUCGCCGUUGUUUGCGCCGGUGGGGGUCUGGUGCGGCAUCAAUCCUGAACGCCAAGAUAUACGACUGUACCUCCACUACCUGUGGACAUCCCUCUCCAUCGUCGUCAUCACCGUCGUCUACAUCUACAUAUACAUCUACCUGCAACGAAAGAAAGUUCACAGCGGCAAGGUCCAACACUACCCAUACGGACCGUAUCACAAAAUGCAACCACGGCCCAAGACGCCAUCCCCGGCCGCCAAGCACGACUUGAAAGCCAGCCCAGGCGGGCUAUCGACGCCACCCGUGGCCCAUUCUGCGCCGAAAAACAGCGCCGACGAAGACGGCACGACGAGCACCAAGGCCAAGACGAAAAACGGCCUCGGGACCCCCGCCGGAUCGACCAAGCGCCACCCGGCCUUCCUCCUCUACCCGCUGAUCUACAUACUCUGCACAGCACCGCUGUCGCUCUGCCGCGUGGCGGGGCGGGCGACGGCCGACGCGCCGUCGGGCUAUCUGUGCUUCGCGGGCGUGAUGCUCGGAGGCGCGGGGCUGCUGGACGCACUGCUGUACGCGACGACACGGCGGUCCAUCAUCUUCGCGGGCGAGAAGCCGCCGACGCAGGACACGGGCAUCGACACGUUUGCCUUUGUGCGGACGCCGCCGGGGAGGAAGUUUGGCAACGUCGUGUUUGUGCGGGGCGGCGAGGCCGACGAGGAGAUGGGCGUCGGCGCGGGGAGGGACGGUGGCAGCAGCAGUACUAGCAGCAACAACAGCAGCAAUAACAGCAGCAACAGCAGCAGUAAGAGCGGCGGCGGCGGCGGCGCGGGGGAUGAUUCCUUGCAGGACCGCCGGCGGGUCGAGGUCGGCGAGGCCAAGCAAAAGUUCUCCGCUGCUGCCGUGGGCGGGUUUCUGCAAAUGAUGAGGCCGGGCUGGAGGGAGCAGAGGAGGAACAAGAAGGAUAAUCACCACCUCAGGGUCUCCGGGAUGGACACGACGGGGUUGAGGAUACAGUGUGAGACGGUCAUGAGCGUCUCGGUCGAGAUGGAUCCCGACAGAAUGAACAGGUCACAAGCGAGCUUGACGAGCGAGUUUUCAGCGGUCGAAACGGCAUGUGGACCGGCGAGGGCCUCAAAGCCGUGA